UCUCGCGAGAGUACACGGCGAAUAAUGGAGGUCGGUGGGAAUGGUAGUGGGCUUCCUGUAAACAAUAAACAGAAAGCGAUGCUGCCAAAUAAAGGAGGCAGAGGCGAAUUCCCUCGAACUCAGAGGAAAGACUCAGAGGGCCUGUCUGAGUCUCCAGAUCUUGAGUUUGAGUAUUCUGAUACAGAUAAGUGGGCUGCAGAGCUGUCAGAGCUUUACAGUUACACUGAAGGACCUGAGUUUGCCCUGAACAGGAAGUGCUUUGAGGAGGAGUUCAGAGCUCAUGUGUCGGAUAAGAAGUGGACGGACCUCGAUGCAGCUCAACACAGAGCCCACGCCAUGCGUCUCCUGGAUGGUCUGGAAGUCAUCGCCCGUGAGAAGAGGCUAAAGGUUGCCAGAGCCAUUCUGUACAUGGCUCAGGGGACGUUUGCUGACUGCAGCUGUGAGGCUGAGGUGCAGUACUGGAUGAGAUACAACAUCUUUCUGCUGCUUGAUGUAGGGACCUUCUCCGCUCUGGUGGAACUUCUCAACAUGGAGAUUGAUAACAGCGCUGCCUGCAGUAGUGCGGUAAGGAAGCCAGCCAUCUCCCUCGCUGACAGCACAGAUCUCAGAGUGCUGCUCAACAUAAUGUACCUGAUGGUGGAGACCAUCCAGCAGGACGACCCCGCCGACAAGCCGGAAUGGAAAAUCAUGAAGGAAACCUUCAGAGCAGAAAUGGGUUCCCCUCUGUUCAACAACGAGCCCAUUUCUUUCAUGCUCUUUGGGAUGGUUACCAAGUUCUGCAGCGGCCAUGCCCCGCACUUUCCCAUGAAGAAGGUGUUGCUGCUGCUGUGGAAGAGCAUACUGUUCACGCUGGGAGGGUUUGAGCAGCUUCAGAGCAUAAAGAUCCAGAAACGCGGGGAGGUGGGUCUCCCCCCUCUCCCAGAGGACAGCAUUCGAGUCAUCCGCAGCAUGAGGGCGGCGUCUCCUCCGGCGUCGGCGUCCGAUCUCAUUGAGCAGCAGCAGAAACGGGCUCGUCGGGAACACAAGGCGCUGAUUAAACAGGACAACCUGGAUGCCUUCAAUGAGAAGGAUCCCUACAAGGCGGAUGACUCUCGUGAGGAUGAGGACGAUAACGACGACAACGACAACUCUUUGGAGGCGGAGACUUUCCCUCUGGAGCGAGACGAGGUGAUGCCUCCACCCAUUCCUCAUCCUCCGUCGGAGAGGGUUUCCUUCCCUAAGGGAUUGCCCUGGGCUCCCAAAGUCAGGGAAAAAGAUAUCGAGAACUUCCUGGAGUCCAGCAGAAGUAAAUUCAUCGGUUACACGCUGGGAAGCGAUACGGAUACAGUGGUCGGUUUACCCAGGCCCAUUCACGAGAGCAUCAAGACGCUAAAGCAGCAUAAGUAUAUUUCUCUAGCGGAGAUACAGAUGGCGAAGGAGGAGGAAUAUCAGAAAACACCUCUGUCUGUGGGUGAGGAGGAGGUGGAGAUGUGUGCCACCGAGCUGCUCUAUCAGGGAAUCCUGCCCAGUUUGCCUCAGUACAUGAUUGCGCUGCUGAAGAUCCUGCUCGCUGCCGCGCCGACAUCCAAAGCCAAAACAGACUCCAUUAACAUCCUGGCAGAUGUGCUGCCGGAGGAGAUGCCGACAACGGUUCUGCAGAGCAUGAAGCUCGGCGUCGACGUGAAUCGCCACAAGGAGAUAAUUGUGAAAGCCAUCUCUGCCAUCCUGCUGCUGCUGCUGAAACACUUCAAACUGAACCACGUCUACCAGUUUGAGUACAUGGCUCAGCACUUGGUGUUUGCCAACUGCAUCCCGCUCAUCCUGAAGUUUUUCAACCAGAACAUCAUGUCUUACAUCACAGCAAAAAAUAGCAUUUCAGUGCUCGACUUUCCACACUGUGUGGUCCAUGAACUCCCGGAGCUGACGGCAGAGAGUUUGGAAGCGGGAGACAACACUCAGUUUUGCUGGAGGAACCUGUUCUCGUGUAUCAACCUGCUGAGGAUCCUGAACAAAUUAACCAAAUGGAAGCACUCCAGAACAAUGAUGUUAGUCGUGUUUAAGUCGGCUCCCAUCCUGAAGAGGGCGCUGAAGGUCAAGCAGGCCAUGAUGCAGCUCUACGUCCUCAAACUGCUCAAAGUGCAGACCAAAUACUUGGGGCGGCAGUGGAGGAAGAGCAACAUGAAGACCAUGUCUGCCAUCUACCAGAAGGUGCGACAUCGCCUCAAUGACGACUGGGCGUAUGGAAACGACCUGGACGCUCGUCCCUGGGACUUCCAGGCCGAGGAGUGCGCCCUACGGGCCAGCAUCGAGCGCUUCAACAGCCGGCGCUACGACAAGAGCCACAGUAAUCCAGACUUCCUCCCCGUGGACAACUGCCUGCAGAGCGUCCUGGGGCAGCGGGUGGACCUGCCCGAGGACUUCCAGAUGAACUACGACCUUUGGCUGGAGCGCGAGGUCUUCUCCAAGCCCAUUUCCUGGGAGGAGCUGCUACAGUGAGGCUCAGCCGCGGCGAAACGUCUUUUUUUUUUCGUGAACAGUGUCGGUCUGGAGCUCAGAAAAGACGUUUUUUGUCCCUGAUCGAACUCUUAACGCAGCGUUAGUCACACGUUCUGACGUUUGCAUUUCCUUCUCAGAGGUUGACCAUCAGCUGGGAUCUGUGUGGUUUUACAGGUCGCUCAAGCCUUUCGACCAAGUGCUUUCUGACGUAAACUUUAGCCUUUAAGACAUUUAGUAUUAACGUAAAUCAACGUAAAAAGGGAAAAAAAGACAAAUAUGAUCUUUUUUUGUAUUAAGGUUCCCCAGAGCCUUCCCUCCGCUGCUCCGACUUUAUAGAUGAGUGAUAAUGGUUCAGACCCUCAGUCUUAGAGUUACAUAUUUCUCUGUGUGCCUCUCGCCUAAGUAGGUCAGAGAAUCGUCUGGAAGCGCUACAGCUUAGGUUUAAAGUAACUUUUCUGUGUUUAUGCUUCAGUUUGAUUUGAUCUGAAACAGUCAGUUGCCUAAUCCUCUGGGUAAGAAUUCAUGCAUCCUGUAGUCGUCGUCUGAAGCUUGGUUACGUUUUUUUAUUUGUUUCACCUGAGCGCUGACUUCCUGCCUCCGGUGUGGGGACCAUCGAUCGUCGUGCAGACCGAACGAGAAGAAGCUGUAAACUUUUACACGUUUGUUACUGUCUGUGAGUGAGAAGCAUCGGUGGUUUCCGAUUUCUCGUCGCACUCAUCAAAGCAGCUUAUUCAAAAUCAAACGGCAAGUUAAUUAGAUGUUAUCAAGCUUCAAUCUUUUAGCAGUUUGGUUUAUUUUUCUUUUUGUUAAAAGGGUGGUGAAGAAAGUAUAAAUACGUGUGUAUCUAUUUAUCAUGACUGUCUUUGUUUUUACAUGGACUCAAUGUAAUAAAAUCCUACCAUCGUUUAUUUAAA
Messenger RNA from Fundulus heteroclitus (mummichog), 3389 nucleotides. Its product is annotated as striatin-interacting protein 1 homolog. Bases 25 to 2475 code for a protein of 816 amino acids. NCBI's taxonomy places the organism in Eukaryota, Metazoa, Chordata, Actinopteri, Cyprinodontiformes, Fundulidae. The record is from RefSeq and is a predicted model, not a curated record. Gene Ontology annotation, cellular component: cytosol. The transcript has 20 exons. Gene Ontology annotation, biological process: cytoskeleton organization.